AUGUGUCAUGAAAGCAAACCACAAGAAGAAGAGAUCAUUAACAAGUUCUCUAAACCGGACACAAAUGACCAAAACCCGUAUUCUAAGCACGACCCGUAUCCCAAAUCCCUUCGCGGCGGCGACGCCAACUUCAUGGAGCAGCUCCUCCUCCACUGCGCCACGGCCAUUGACUCAAACGACGCUGCAUUGGCUCACCAAAUCCUUUGGGUCCUCAACAACGUCGCACCACCCGACGGUGAUUCCACCCAACGUCUAAUCUCCUCCUUCCUCCGCGCGUUGCUCGCACGCGCCGUCUCAAAACUCCCCGCGCUCUUCUCCACCGUCGGUUUCCUACCCCCGGCCGAAGAAAUUCACCGGUUCUCAGUCGUGGAACUCGCCGGAUUCGUCGACCUCACACCGUGGCACCGGUUCGGAUUCAUCGCGGCCAAUGCGGCCAUCUUAACCGCCGUGGAAGGUUAUUCAACGGUACACAUCGUUGACUUAAGUUUGACUCAUUGUAUGCAAAUCCCUACUCUCAUAGACGCUAUGGCAAACCGACUAAACAAACCUCCGGUUCUCAAACUCACCGUCGUUCCUUCCUCCGACUUGCCACCGUUCAUCAACAUCUCCUACGAAGAGCUCGGAUCAAAACUCAUCAAUUUCGCAACCACACGUAACAUAGAAAUGCAGUUCACAAUCAUACCUUCGUCUUACUCCGAUGGCUUCUCUUCCCUCCUCCAACAAUUACGUAUUUACCCUUCUUCUUUCAACGAAGCUCUCGUUGUUAACUGCCACAUGAUGCUUCGUUACAUCCCCGAUGAAACCCUAACCUCAUCAUCAUCGUCCAUACGAACGGUUUUCUUGAAACAACUCCGGUCUUUGAAUCCAACAAUAGUAACCCUAAUCGAAGAAGACGUGGACCUCACGUCAGAGAACCUGGUCACGCGUUUACGAUCGGCUUUUAACUAUUUUUGGAUCCCUUUCGAUACAACGGAUACGUUUAUGAGCGAGCAGAGACGGUGGUACGAGGCGGAGAUAAGUUGGAAGAUAGAAAACGUGGUGGCUAAGGAAGGGGCGGAGAGGGUUGAGAGGACGGAGACGAAGAGACGGUGGAUUGAGAGGAUGAGAGAUGCUGAGUUCGGCGGAGUUAGGGUUAAGGAAGAGGCGCUUUCCGAUUUGAAGGCGAUGCUGGAGGAGCACGCCGUAGGGUGGGGGAUGAAAAGUGAAGACGAUGACGAGAGUGUUGUGUUGACUUGGAAAGGUCAUAGUGUUGUAUUUGCUACUGUUUGGGUACCGGUUUAA
Molecule: messenger RNA, 1281 nt
Organism: Arabis nemorensis
Lineage: Eukaryota; Viridiplantae; Streptophyta; Magnoliopsida; Brassicales; Brassicaceae
Source: the annotation of a GenBank genome assembly